Messenger RNA from Ceratosolen solmsi marchali, 1241 nucleotides. Its product is annotated as homeotic protein ultrabithorax-like. The record is from RefSeq and is a predicted model, not a curated record. The transcript has 3 exons. The coding region runs from base 351 to 1241 and encodes 296 amino acids. Lineage: Eukaryota; Metazoa; Arthropoda; Insecta; Hymenoptera; Agaonidae.
UAUAUAGAUAUACCUGUCCGCAAUUAUAUGCAUAUGCAGAAGUAGAUGCGCACGUGCGCUCACGUAUGUAUAUAGAUGUGCAGCUAAGGCGGGCGUUGGGCCCAGUGGUGUGCGCGCGUGUGUGAGAAAGAGGGACCGAUGACUUUUACGGUCUUCUGAGCGCUUUCAUGCCCAAGUGCAAUCAGGGAGGAACAUCGCCCACAGUGAGGACCGAGAUUCGAGUAUCGCGCGCUUCCCGCCGUAGGGACGAGCGCCGGUGAGAGUCCUCGUGGACGAGCAGAGCCAUUCGUGCAAACCGAGGCCGCUCAGCCCCGUCCCGUACCGUCCAGCCCACUUAAAGCCGAGUCAUCAUGAACUCGUACUUCGAGCAGAGCGCGGGCGGCUUCUACGGGAGCCACCAUCAUCAGACGAGCGCCGCGGCUCAGCAUCAUGACCCGGCUACAGCAGCAGCCUAUCGCAGUUUUCCCCUCGGCCUCGGCAUGUCGCCGUACGCCUCCUCCCAGCAUCAUCAUCAUGGCUCCUCGAGUCUCGGCAUCCAUCCGGGCGGCGGGACGAAUACGCGGCCGCCCCAGGACUCGCCGUACGAUGCGAGCGUCGCCACCGCCUGCAAGCUCUACUCCUCGACGCCCGAGGCAACUGGUCACACGACCUCCUCGUACACGGCCGCCGCCGUCGCCGGCAAGGACUGCAAGCAGCAAGAGCAGGCCGCGGCCGCGGCCGCCCACCAAAACGGAUACGCGGCCGUAAUGGCCGCGGCAGCAGUCAAGGACGUCUGGCAGUCGGCCUCCGCGGUAGCCAGCGGACAGAGUGCCGCCGGUUCCGCGGUAGUGCGCCCCUCAGCCUGCACCCCGGAGGGCUCACGAGUCGGCAGCUACUCGGGGAUGGUGAGCGGGGGCGAGGCGGCCUCGAGCCCCGGCAACAACGGCUCCAGCCGCUCGCUCACCUCCUCCUGGAACACCUGCAGCCUCAAUACGUCGGCGGCGAGCCAGCCGGUGGCGACCCAAUUGCACCAGCAGCCCACCAACCAUACGUUCUACCCCUGGAUGGCCAUAGCAGGUAAGGACGAUAUGGCUAAACCGCAUUGGACCUGGUUGCAAGUGUUGCAAGCUUACGUGAGCGUUAAGGUGCGCACGUGCGCAGCAAUCGUCAUGUUGCCGAUUUUAAAACUCCUUGAGGCGCAAUUGGAAAACUCGGAAAAAUCAUCAGAGCGACUCGGAAAGUUUGAGAUAGAAGAUAGAUAG